AUGCCAGACAAGUGGGAGCCGUACCCUGCCAUGUCGCAACCGAACGUGGCCAUGUUCCUUCCCGUGACAGGAAAAGUACGACCCAACCAGCCCUUUGCAGGCACUCUGCUGCCCGGUGAGCUGGGUGCUGGACCUCGUGCCUCAGUCGACGCGUAUUGGUUUAACGCCUACUCGGGCUACUUUGGCUGCGCGCUCAACGGCGUCACGCCUUGUCUGCUGCGCAUCUCGGGAUUCCGAUACGAUGCGACGCUCCAGACGGAGGUUCUUGUAGCUGAACAGAACGCAACACUACCGGUGUGUCCACUUUACGUUCGCUGUCGGCUCACGCAAGUCUUCUUCAACGAGCAGUUCCGGGCGCUCUCUGGUAUCCAGUUCAACGCGUUCACAGCCGGUCUGAAAAUACCGCAGAUACACAUGUUGGAUGACCUACAACUAGAAUGGUACAACAACACGUGCUCGGCGGGUAUACUGAGGAUCGGCCAUUCCUAA
Messenger RNA from Parastagonospora nodorum SN15, 489 nucleotides. RefSeq lists its product as hypothetical. Lineage: Eukaryota; Fungi; Ascomycota; Dothideomycetes; Pleosporales; Phaeosphaeriaceae. The transcript has a single exon. The record is from RefSeq and is a predicted model, not a curated record. The coding region runs from base 1 to 489 and encodes 162 amino acids.